Maylandia zebra (zebra mbuna) is the source of this 465-nucleotide messenger RNA. The record is from RefSeq and is a predicted model, not a curated record. Lineage: Eukaryota; Metazoa; Chordata; Actinopteri; Cichliformes; Cichlidae.
AUGGAAGUAGAGAUCACAUUCGAUGGGUGGUUGGGCGAGGACACUUUCAACCGCGCUAAGUUGUUGAACGUUGGAUAUACGGAGGCUUUGAAGGAUGCAGAAUAUGACUGCUUCAUCUUCAGUGACGUUGACCUGAUCCCGAUGGACGACCGCAACCUCUACCACUGCUACGACCAGCCGAGACAUUUUGCCAUCGCCAUGGACAAGUUUGGCUUCAGGCUGCCCUACGCAGGUUACUUUGGAGGUGUUUCGGGUCUCAGUAAAAAACAGUUUCUGAAGAUCAACGGCUUCCCGAACGAGUACUGGGGCUGGGGAGGAGAAGACGACGACAUUUACAACAGGAUCACUCUGAAUGGGAUGAAGGUGUCUAGGCCAGACGUUCGCAUCGGCCGCUACAGAAUGAUUAAGCACGAGAGAGACAAACACAACGAGCCCAACCCACAGAGGUACUGCAUCAUUGUCUGA